This is a messenger RNA of Limulus polyphemus (Atlantic horseshoe crab), 2737 nucleotides long. Its product is annotated as leucine-rich repeat-containing protein 4B-like. NCBI's taxonomy places the organism in Eukaryota, Metazoa, Arthropoda, Merostomata, Xiphosura, Limulidae. The transcript is spliced from 2 exons. The record is from RefSeq and is a predicted model, not a curated record. Bases 80 to 1651 code for a protein of 523 amino acids. Gene Ontology annotation, molecular function: protein binding.
AGAUCCAUUUAUUGGGAGGAAGGAUGUCGCGUUUGAAGAAUGGAGCCAAGAAAGACCUCCGCCCAGCAUUUCGCUGCUAAUGGGUUUUAGCUGCAAAAGAACAGCAAUGAAUCAUUUAAAGGGAUCUCCAUGUAUUGUCGUUUUGCUCUUUUAUUUCGCACGUCUCUGGGAUGAGGUCGCUGCAAUGUGCCCUGUUAAGUGCAACUGUGAUGACGAGAAUUUACGAGUGGGGUGUGACUCUGCAAAUCUUGAAGUCGUUCCCAUAACCCUAAACCCGGAACUUCGUGAACUGGUUUUGAAAAACAAUAACAUAAAAGGCAUAAUGAGUUCGUUUUCUGUGUAUCACAAUCUAGAAUAUUUGGACGUUUCGCACAAUCAGUUAAUAACAAUAGGUAAAAAUAACUUUCAGAAACAAAACCAGCUUAAAUACCUAUUAUUGAGCAGGAAUAUGCUUUCGUCAUUGCAGAACGAAACGUUUUCUGGUUUGGAAAAACUAACUGUGCUGCAUAUUAAUGAAAAUUUAUUACAAGAAGUUCCACCAAAUGUGUUUAGUGUUCUAUCCAAGCUGGAAAAUUUGGACAUUUCACAAAAUAGAAUUUUCUUUAUUUCAGACGCAGCAUUUUUAGGUCUGGACAGAUUAAGGGCACUUUCACUGAGAGACAAUAAACUUACUGACAUUCCAACUCAUUCGUUCCAUAACUUGCUUAUGCUGUUAAAGCUUGAUAUUGGCCUCAAUUCAUUCAGAAUUAUACCUGAAGAAGCGUUCUCAUAUCUUACGCAUUUAGAGGAGCUAUCUCUUGAUGGUUGUGGUAUACAAACGAUUGAAGUUGGAGCCUUUAGGUGGUUGAACUCUCUACGUGUUCUUCGACUCCAAGACAACGAACUCAAUGAAGUCCCGACGAAAACGUUAUUUGAUGUUAGGCGUUUAGAAGAAAUUAAUAUUGGCCAAAAUAAAUUUAUUGAGUUAAAGCCAUUUUGUUUUAAAAGACUGAAGUAUCUUCGUGUCAUUGAGAUAAGUGGAAGUCAGGAAUUUGUUAGAAUCCAAAAUGGCGCCUUUGAAGACAACAGGAACGUGCAAAAACUAUUGUUAAAUCAUAAUAAAAUAUUCAAUCAAAUUGAGCGUCAGACGUUUAAUGGUUUGCCCAAACUGAGAUUGUUAAGUUUACGGGGUAAUGCAUUCACCACACUUCAUUAUGAUUUGCUUCCUUGGGAUGAGUUAGACGUUUUAGACGUUAGGGACAAUCCUCUUGUUUGUAAUUGUGAGUUGGUGUGGUUAUGGAGGCUGCUGAAGAAACAUAACUUUUCAUCAGUAGGUUCAAAUGACUUGACCGAAGUCCGAUGUAGUAGUCCUCCAGUCCUGGAAAAUUCGUUUCUUAAAGAGACUUCUAAAGAAGAUCUUGGGUGUUAUUUAGAAAACAGGCGACGAAAAAUCAUCAUAGGUGUUAUGGUAGCUACCGUCGUAGUGAUCUGCGUACUUUCGUUGUUUGGAUUUCGGUAUAGAAAAAAUAUUUCCCGCGCAUUUAAGAAUAGAUGGCUAUCUGGAACAAAAGAGCCCCAUUAUAAAAAAACUGCAUGUGUUGAAGAAGAAAAUAACAUUUUUCAUGCAGCAGCAAAUCAAUCUCUGAAGAUGACGCCGGUAACUGAACUAUGAGUGAUAAUUUAUGAACAUGUUAUCAAUCAUGAAUUACAUCAGGUAAUUGAUUACGUUGGUACAUAUGAUAAAAUAAAGGAAGAAAAACCUAUAGUAAGUUUUACAGCAACAGAAAUUCUGGUUAGUAUCUUUGAGUACUGAUAUGCCCGUAAUUGUAUAUUUGUUUAAAAAUAUACUAUAAGGCCUAUCCAAGUAUUAUUUCAUUUAACAAUGAUUUUUUUCGUUUAAAAAACUUAGUCCAACAGAUGUUGUGACAUAAGGAGAACACAUCAUAGUAAAUGAAUUAGUUAACUACAGGUUGACAAAAUAAUUAUUGAAAGUCAAAAAAAAUAAAAACCACUGAAAGCAUCAACAGAUUAAUGACGUCUUGAGAGGUUUACUAAACGAACAAAGUGAAUUAGUUUGUUUUAAUUACAAGACAUUUAAGAUAAUAUUCACGUGUUAGAAAACAGCUCCUAUAAUGGCCAGCAAUUAUAAUUGUUGGAACUGAAUCACGAACUCAUAGUGAUCUUCACUGGGCACAAACACUUUUUCUUUGAUUAACCGUAUAACUUCUUGCAUUUAAAGGGUUAGCCAAUUUGGCUGUGUACUCCAUCUAAAAGCCCAAGGUUUAGCACAUUUUGUCACCGGCCAAUGAAUACUGUUAAUACCACCUUGAAUUUCAUGAAAAUUUAUAUAAGCAUUAAUUUUAUUAACUAGAACAUUUAUUUUGAAAAUUCAACACAAAGGUAUUUGUAACUUUACCUGGACAAUCUGUAGGUGCUAGAUACCAUUCAGAAGAAAAUAUAGGUACUAAGUUUACAUCACAUUGUGGCACCCACUCUGUAUCCAAUGUCAAUAGAUUAUUGUAGUUUUUUUAUUAUAUCAUUGAGGAGCUACGGUAUACGUUUUUACUUAAUGUAGUAGUAUCUAAAUACAUGCUUUUUCAGUGGCAUCAAUACGAAUAUGUCGGAAGCAAAUCGCGAUAUUUAUAAGUAUGUACUGUUAUAGUUCAAUAUAUAACAUGAUGUAAGUAAGCAAUAGUCUCUUGUCUACAGAUCUGUGAUUAGAAAACAUGAUAAACGAAGUGUAUAAUCAUUGAUUCAU